GUCAACAGUAGUUUGUGCAUCCUGAGAAACGUAGGAUGCAUGUGGGUAUGAAGGUGGAAACAUGCACGAUGCUUCUCAUUGGAAACAAAGAAACAUAUAAUAAUAUAUAGCAAAAUUCAUCUAUCAAUUAAUAUUCAUUUCAGGUUUUGUUUUGACUUGAAAGAUAUCACAUUCUACCAUUCAAAUCAAAGGUUUUAUUGGGAAGAAGCUGGGAGGAUUCAAUCAGAAAGUCCAUCGAGACGAGCAAAGAUAAGAAGAGAAAUCACAAAAAAGGUUUUUGGAAAUCUUCUGCUUCACCAAUUUUUAUUCAAACCGAGACAAGCAGAGAUAAGAAAAUUCAUAAAAUAAGAAGCAUGUCGGAGGCCCUCCUCUUAUCAGUGAUAGAGAAGCUGGACAUUAAUUAUCGAGAGGACACGAAAGCAAAUGAGGAAAAGGAAAGGCUAAUUAAAGAGAUGAGAGAGAUUCUGGAUAUCAUGAGGGAUAAGAAAUUGGAAGAUGGGAGAAGCCUAAAUUGUUUAGUAUCUGACCUUGUCCAGAUGGCUGACGACGCCCUCCACCUCUACAGCAUGAACUGGUUGAGACCAUCUGAGUCCAUCCAUAGUUGGAUCGGAGAGAUCAAGAAGCAGAUGCUUAAACUGGGAGAUGAUGAGUCCAACAUCAGAUCAUCACAAAAUGUUGAAGAUGACAAAUAUGUGGUGGGCUUGGAGGAAGAUGUGGAAAUGCUGCUUCGCAGAAUGAUUGUUGGUGGGGGAUUUCCAAAGAAUGUUCUUAUCAAAGGGAUGUGUGGUAUUGGAAAGACAACUCUUGCCAGAGAGAUAUACAACCAUCCGACCGUCGUUGAGCGAUUUGAGCGCCGUGCUUGGGUAUCUAAUUCUACUCACUUCACUCUUAAAGAGCUACUUAUCAAACUCAUACAACAAGUAGUUCCUAAGAAUCUCCAUACAUCUUCUUUAUUGGAGAAUAUGGACAACCGAAGUCUCCGAGAUAUGCUUUGCCAACACCUGGAAGGAACGCGAUAUUUUAUAGUUCUCGAUGAUGUGCCCAAACAAAUGCACUUGAAGUCUUUCUUGGAAGCUCUUCCACAAGAAUACACUGGAAGUAGGUUGCUGGCCACAAGUCACACGACAAGUAUAAACAUAUAUGUACGCGACGAAGAUGUUCAUCAGAUGAAACCUUUGGAUCCUAAGAUGACCUGGCAAUUGUUUCUAAAAACAAUAAACCAUGGCAACAAAUUGACAGGUAAGCACAAAUUCCCAAUGAAGUUGGAGCAUAUGGGAAAACAAAUGUUGAGAAAAUGUGGCGGUCUGCCAUUAGCUAUAAAAGAGGUAGGAAAGCAAUUAGUGGAAAAGAAAGUCUCGGGGGGGAGUGAAUGGGAACAACUUCUUGAAUCAGUUGAUUUUGAUUCAACAUUGAAGUUAUUAGAACCAUUUUAUCAUAAGUUGGAUCCCAAACUACAGUCAUGCUUCUUUUCUAUGGCCUUCUAUAAGGAAAAUAUAACUCUGAGAGCAGAAAAGUUGACACAGAUUUGGAUGGCAGGAGGUGUAGUGGAUUCGGAAUAUGAAUGUAAACCAUAUUUAGAUGGUUUAGUUAAUGAAUCUGUUAUUGAUUGCACGGACAAGAGCAUGGAGUAUCACAUGAAUCCUCUGCUACACAUGUUAUCCAUCCAAAAAGCAGAGAAGGAAAUAGGUUUUGAGAUCCUAAGGAACAAUGGAAAUAAUCGAUCCUCUGAGAGUCCUCGUCAUCAUCGUGUUAUCAUUUGUUGCAGAGACAAGUUCAACUACUCCACGGAUCAAGAUAAACAUCUUGUUUCUCUCUUCUUCCAUGGAGGUGGCUACUUGGACGCCAGUCCAUCCUAUUGGAAGAGCUUUAAACCACGGCUUAGGAUACUUGACUUGGAAGAUUUCGGGUUGAAGAUUUUACCAGAGACUAUCGGCACAUUGAUGGAAUUAAGAUACUUGGGAUUGAGAAAUAAUUACAUACAAGAGCUCCCAGGCUCAUUGGGGUGCUUGGAAAACCUUGAGGUUCUUGACAUAGCUCAAAACUUUAUGGUGGAGGUUCCACAUAUUAUAUGGGAAUUGCAUAGCCUUCUCCACCUCUACAUGUCUGAUGUGAUUUGCCGCGAGCCUUUGAGGAUAGACACGCUAUGGAAUCUGGAGAGCUUAACCUACGUCUCGGUUGAUAAUUGUAAGCUCUCGGACUUUGAAAAGUUGAUUAGUCUUAAGAAAUUGGGCAUAGAAGAAUUGGAUGAAAACUCAGAUGUAAGCAAGCACUUCGCAUCAUUAGCUCAGUUGAAGAGCCUCGAACACCUAAUCUUAAGAGGGUAUCGUUUCAGAAGCAUGCCUUGUUUGGAUGAGCUUGCUAUUCUACACAGUCUCAAAACACUCAAAUUGGAUGGACUCCUUGCCAAGUUACCAAAUAAUCUCCCUCCAAAUAUUGAAUCAUUGACGUUGAUUAAUAGCUGUCUUGAUGAAGACCCCAUGCCACUACUAGGGAUGCUACCCGAGCUACGGUACCUCAAAUUGCGGAACGCAUACACUGGUCAACAAAUGGUGAACCUGCACGACAGCUUCCCUCGUCUCGUAGUCAUGUGCAUCGAGGAGUUGUGGAAUCUGAGAAAUAUACAAUGUGCAAAAUAUGCAAUGUAUGGGCUCGUGAAAUUAGAAAUCCAUGAUUGUCCACAUCUAGAUACCCUCCCGGAAGCGAUUGAGAGGAUGUAUGGGCUGAAGGAGUUAAAGAUGGUGACAACCAAAAGCAUUGCAGAAAAGAUCAGGAAGUCAGGUUUCAUCUCCAAAAUAAUGAUCGUGAAUAUCAAUCCAUGAGCUAGCGCAGUUGUCUUCAUUAUUGAUACGUACGUUUUGCUUG
Molecule: messenger RNA, 2862 nt
Organism: Salvia miltiorrhiza (redroot sage)
Lineage: Eukaryota; Viridiplantae; Streptophyta; Magnoliopsida; Lamiales; Lamiaceae
Product: disease resistance RPP8-like protein 3
Exons: 4
Coding region: 354-2819 (821 amino acids)
Biological process (GO): defense response to other organism
Molecular function (GO): ADP binding; protein binding
Source: RefSeq, a predicted model, not a curated record